Molecule: messenger RNA, 3776 nt
Organism: Contarinia nasturtii (swede midge)
Lineage: Eukaryota; Metazoa; Arthropoda; Insecta; Diptera; Cecidomyiidae
Exons: 7
Coding region: 131-1057 (308 amino acids)
Source: RefSeq, a predicted model, not a curated record
UAUCGAUAAAUUUGAUGCAAUAAAAUUUAAACAAAAUUACCUUAAGAUUCUGAACGAGAUACAGCUUUGAAUUAACUUGAAUUUUUAAUUUAUAUAAAUGAUUGUCUUACACACCAAUUAUGUAUAUUGAAUGAUGGCAGCACCAAAACCAAUCUACGCAACGGGUGUGACUGUAUUUGGUUUUACUUGUUUGGUAUUGGGAUGUAUAGCUUUAUUUUUACCUGUUUGGGGUCACUUCGAAGAUAGGAAUGGAGCUUAUCAGUCUGAACGUGGUUAUUUUGGACCAUGGAAAGUUUGCAAAAAAUUAAAUUACGGUCGCGAAAUUUGUGGUGACAGAUUUCGUUUUCAAGUAUCAGGUGCUGUAUACGUUAGUGGCAUACUUUCCAUGAUAAGUUGUGGAAGUCUAGCAAUUUUUUCAAUUUUGUCAAUAAUUCAGUUGGCGAUGAUUAAUUCAAGGGAUGAAGUCGUCCUGAAAUACAAAACGUGUGUAAUAUUAAAAUUGACACUAGCCAUAAUCUCUGCGUUAUUGGCAUUGUCUGCAGCAAUUUUAUUCGCAAUCGAAAUAGAUAAUAUAAACCGUAGUUUCAUUGUAACCAGAGGAAUUUCAUUUUAUUUACAAAUAUUAUUGGUAAUAUUAACAAUAGGAUUAGUUGUAGUUGCCUUAUAUGAUGUUAUAUUUACGUUACGCGUGUCUGGUGAUCCGACAAGUGGUGAGGUCACGUCGUCAUCAGCCACAACUAUCAACAAUCCUGGUUACCGUGAAACCCGAUCGGGAAUAUCGGUAACGGAUGCGUCUGGAAAACCUUAUGCAUCAAGUACAAAUGGACAUGGUAGCGUUUUAUCUAUGAACACUACUGUAACAAGUGUAUCGAAUGGAUCCACACUUGAUGGCUCUGUCACCAGAUCUCCUUUAAGGUCAAGUUUAAAAAAACCGCGUAAUCGUGAUGCUCUGGGCAUACAAAAUCCAGGAUUUUCUGGAGCAAAUCAUUCUCCACGAAUGAAUCGAACAGGUAGUGUGAAAAAAGUACGAAUCCAAACGCAUAGCACAGAAGUUUAACUAACUAAGAGGAUGAACGGAAAUACAUAUAGUAGGCAUUUUGAAUUUCAAUAAUUUCAAAAUAUGAAAUCUUUAGUGAAAAGGAAAUGUUAAGAUAAUAUUUUACCGAUAAUCAAAAACACUUGAUUUCGAAAAGAAUUUUGAAAUUUUUGUUCCAAAUUGAAUUCCACAUUUGUGUAUUUUUUAAAAUAUCAAAUUCCUGAUAGCAUAUAAAAAUUAAAUUGGGAAAAUAUUUUGGAAGUAAUAAUUAUAACCUUAGUAAUAAAUUUGAAAUACUAUAUGACAGUUUUUAGGUGAACAUUUUUCAAUGAAUUUGAUCGAAAAAUCAUUUCAAGAUUUAUUGGAUUGCAUUUUAAUCCAACCAACUAAAAAAUAUACAUACUACUGUAAACAUGUUUUAUGAAAUAAUUUUCAAAAAGUUUUCUGUAAAAGAAAAGUCUAUUUCAAUCAGAUAGCUUAUUUAAAAUUAAUAAUAUUCGCAACCCGUGCCUCAAACGCAUUGAAGAUUUUCAAUCGACACCGAUCGACACCCAUAUGGAACAGAAAAAAAAUCGUCAAAAUUAUAUCAUAAAAAAUAACAUUCUGAAAGAUUCACGGAAUUUCAAUGCAAAUUUGAGGUAACUCCCAUACAAAAAUUUCAUUUUUGAGCCAAAAAUCAAAAUUUUUGUAUGGGGAGUACUUCAAUUUUCAAUUGGACUUUCUUCAAACUUACUGAGAUCAUGUCUUUUGGUAAGAAAAUAAGAUUCACAAGUUUUCACGGUGAUUAAGUUCCUGUAAGCAUACAUUUUGGGAAGAAUUCCAAACAAUUUCGAAUCAAGAAAAUCUAGAGGGUAGACACAUGUUUAAAAUGUAAAAUCCACUUAGUUUUGAAGAAUAUACUUCAUUAUUUGAAUACAUUUUGAUUCGGUGAAUCUUCAAGCUAAAACCACGAUUUCCGUGAUUACGUGAUUCCAAGAUGGCGGCAUACACACGUAUUGAACUACACAAAAUCUAAGAAAUUCCGCACAAAAGAAAAUAAAAAAUCCCUGCAAAAUGUGGUCUAUAGGCAGUUUUCCAUGUUGCUGUCUUAUAUGGAACCGCAAGUUGAAAAUUAAUUCAUAUCUUGAAUCUUAAAUCUUGAAUCUGGGAACUAUAAGGAAUGUUUUCCUAAGUGGCCACCAAAUUGUGCCAAAAAUGUUCCACCCAACUAUAUAUUCAUCAAGCUAUUUCUGAUAAAUGUAACCAUUUAUAAACAUUUUCAGUAUUAUUAAUACCGUAUGGAUGCUCUAGAAUAAAAAGAACAUAUUUUUUGCUCGAAUAUCCAAAUACAAUUCAUAACGGAUGCUUAUCAAAGCAAAACAAAAAAGAAAUUAGUAGGCGAAUACGGAACAUUUCAUUUUUGUAUUUUUUUUUUAACUAUGGAUAUUCCGCAUUGUUCUGAAAAAUGUUUAUUGUUCUGCUAUUUUCUAGCAACAACAUUUUGUUUCACUUUAAUGUGUUUGCGUCACGCAAAUCAACGGUGAUAUUAGUUUGUGCUUUAUACCGAAUCACAGAGAGUUUUAUUCUGAAACAUACUAGUAAUCGGCUGUUACCAGAGUUAUUUGGAUCGGCUGCUGAUUGAAAUCUAUAAAUGCAUUUUUUAAAAACAUGUUUUUCAAAUUUGAUGUAUAGUAAUUGCAAUGUGUCCAUAAUAAAUAGAUAUAUCAAUAAAUCGUGUGGUACACUAAAUAGUGAAGAUUUUUUAGCACCGUAUCACAUGAUCGAAGUGAGUGAUUUGUGGAUACAUUGGAUAAUUGCGUGCAAUCAACUUUAAUUUCGAACUCAUUGAAAUAAUUUCAUAAAUAAAUAAUAACUGUUUGGUUUACUUUCGAGAAUUCGAUAAGUUUUUUGAGUGUAUUUCAUAUAAGUAGUUAGUUAUACACCUUAAAGUAAAGUAAGAUCGCAUCAUUAUCUGGAUUUUUCGUUUUUUUGGAUAAAUUCAAAUGUUUCAAUCAAAGUACAACGAUAAUUACAGCUGGGCAGGGCAGCAACUUCCCUAUGGUCGUCUGUGUUAAUGUUAAGUAACCCAAAUGUGUGCCAUUUUUGGUUUGGCUGUCAGCCGCUCCAAUGGUACUGCUAUCAAAGUUGUUUGCCAUCGUUGUGCUUUGAUUUCAAGACAUAAGAAUAUAAUUUUCACCAAAAUGUACCUUAUUUUGACCAUGAAAUCAUAUUUAUCGACUUACAACGGUGUUAAAGUAAUAUUCAAAACGUUGUAAAAAUAUGAUUUUCGGAUUUCAAAUUCAACAUUUUCUUUUGAACAAAAUUUUAGUUCUUCAAAACUUCCAAAUAUGGACUUUAAAUUUAGCUUUUCUAAUAUUCAAAUAUUUUUCUUUAUUUUGAUGAUAAAUUUUGCGAUUGUUAAAUGCUAUGUAUUUAUUUAGUAUAAAAUGUGUAUUGGGUUCAAAAUCUAACUUAAUGAAAAAAAUCCACCAGGAAUAUGGUGGUCUUCCAUAUUUAUUGUUCGUCACGAAUCAAAUAUUUUCAUUUUUGAUAAUAGUGUGUUUAUUUAUUUUAAAAUUAUCAUAUUGCAUUUUUAAUAUGAUGUAAAACAUAACGAAUCCGUCCAAUUUAACAUCUAAUCAAAAUUUAUUAGAUUUUUAUUAAGAAGUAUUUCCUACAUAGUUUGUUAAUAAUUGCAAAAUUGUAAAUUGUUAAACAAGGUUUUAUAAAUAAAAACAAAUGCAUUUUUUUCAAAACCGUU